Messenger RNA from Octopus sinensis (East Asian common octopus), 642 nucleotides. RefSeq lists its product as uncharacterized. The transcript has a single exon. Lineage: Eukaryota; Metazoa; Mollusca; Cephalopoda; Octopoda; Octopodidae. The record is from RefSeq and is a predicted model, not a curated record. Bases 1 to 642 code for a protein of 213 amino acids.
AUGGUUAUCUGUGUGGGAGCUAGGUGGAUUCUUCAUCUCCCAGAUACCACUUCUUACUUUCUAUAUAGCAGCCGGUGUGAUAGCAGGUUAAGACUUCACCAGAUGGUGAGGCUGAUCCCCAAAUGUAUCAUCCGCUGUAAUCUUCGCCUUCUGAUGUCGAGAUACGCCUUUGUGAAAAAGAUUGCUGAUUCUGCCGGAUUAGCUGAACAGAAUCAGCAAUUAGUAGCUUCCUUCAACUUGCUGAUGCUACCAAACACGACCUUGAUAUCUGGCUGGUGCACUCCCAUAGAUGGGCAAGCCCAGCUGGUGCACAGGGCAUGUGUAGCAGCAUUUUGUGGGGAUGUGGUUGGCAAUAGUUGGAUAAGUAGACUGGGUGGGAUUACAGAGAAGUGUUUCUUGAGUUUACUCAAGAUGCGCUCCAACAUAUUUCCCACUCGAGAGACCAUGAUACGUGGUAGCCGAGGGGUCUUCAUGCGUCCAAAGUGUAGAGUAGGGGUGGAGACAAUAUCUCACAUCAGCAGAGUUUGUGGUGCUCUUAAAGGGCCACGACUUGCCAGACACAACAAAAUCUGUAAUCUGGUAGCGAAAGAAGCUGCUGCCUAUGGCUGGAGUAUCAGUGUGGAGCCUUCGUACAUUGUGUGA